Messenger RNA from Alexandromys fortis (reed vole), 7360 nucleotides. It is a transcript of the gene Igf1, whose product is annotated as insulin like growth factor 1. Gene Ontology annotation, molecular function: growth factor activity; hormone activity; insulin-like growth factor receptor binding. The transcript is spliced from 5 exons. The record is from RefSeq and is a predicted model, not a curated record. Gene Ontology annotation, cellular component: extracellular region. Lineage: Eukaryota; Metazoa; Chordata; Mammalia; Rodentia; Cricetidae. Gene Ontology annotation, biological process: positive regulation of cell population proliferation; insulin-like growth factor receptor signaling pathway; negative regulation of apoptotic process. The coding region runs from base 284 to 763 and encodes 159 amino acids.
UGCCAGAAGAGGGAGAGAGAGAAGGCGAACGCUCCCCCAGCUGUUUCCUGUCUACAGCGUCUGUGUUUUGUAGAUAAAUGUGAGGAUUUUCUCUAAAUCCCUCUUCUGUUUGCUAAAUCUCACUGUCACUGCUAAAUUCGGAGCAGAUAGAGCCUGCGCAAUGGAAUAAAGUCCUCAAAACUGAAAUGUGACAUUGCUCUAACAUCUCUCGUCUCUCUGGAUUUCUUUCUGCCUCAUUAUUCCUGCUCACCAAUUCAUUUCCAGACUUUGCACUUCAGAAGCGAUGGGAAAAGUCACCGGUCUUCCUGCUCAAUUAUUUAAGUGCUGCUUCUGUGAUUUCUUGAAGAUAAAGAUGCACACCAUGUCGUCCUCCCAUCUCUUCUACCUGGCCCUCUGCUUGCUCACCUUCACGAGCUCUGCCACAGCUGGACCGGAGACCCUCUGCGGGGCCGAGCUGGUGGACGCUCUUCAGUUCGUGUGUGGACCAAGGGGCUUUUACUUCAACAAGCCCACAGGCUAUGGCUCCAGCAUUCGGAGGGCGCCUCAGACAGGCAUCGUGGAUGAGUGCUGCUUCCGGAGCUGUGACCUGAGAAGGCUGGAGAUGUACUGUGCUCCCCUCAAGCCUACGAAAUCAGCCCGCUCUAUCCGUGCCCAGCGCCACACUGACAUGCCCAAGACUCAGAAGUCCCAGCCCCUAUCCACGAACAAGAAAAUGAAGCCACAAAGGAGAAGGAGAGGAAGUACAUUUGAAGAACGCAAGUAGAGGGAGUGCGGGGAACAAGAACUACAGGAUGUAGGAAGAGCCUCCCGAGAAGCAGAAAAUGAGAUGUCACCGGCAGGAUCCUUUGAUCUGCAUGAACCGCCUGCAAAACAUUGGGAAAAAACCUACCAAACAAUAAUACAUUCAAUAACAUUUCAAAGAUGGGCAUUUCCCCCCCCAUGAAAUAUACAUGUAAACAUUCCAAUAUUGUCUUUAGGAGUGUUUGUUAAAACAAACAAACAAACUUUGCACCUUACAAAAAUGGUCCUAGAGUGGGUAGAUUACUGUUGAUCCUUUAUCAAUACGUUCUAUAAAGAAAAAAAUAUAUAUAUAUAUAAUUAUAUCUCCUAGUCCCUGCCUCUCAAGACCGGAAAUGCAUGGGUGUUGUAUAGAUCCAGUUGCACUAAAUUCCUCUCUGAAUCGUGGCUGCUGGAGCCAUUCAUUCAGCAGCUGUAUGGAAGUGGUUCAUGAGUUACUCUCCUUGUUUUCACUUUCCCCCACAUAGCUCAAGCUGCCUGUUUCACAGAGUCCAGUAAUCUUGUCUGUCCAUCUCCAGUAGCCCUGCCCAGUCCCUGAGCUAUGGAUUUGUUAAAUUCGGCCUCCUCAAAACCAAUAGCGAAUUAAGUAGCCAACCGGCCCACCAAGUUUUAACCCACCCGAUUCCAUCCAUGGCAUUUGUACCAAAUAUAAGUUGGAUGCAUUUAUUUUAGACACAAAGCUUUAUUUUUCCACAUCGAGUUACGGCAAAAGAAACAGAAUGACGGUAAUUGCAGCGCUGAGGCCAAUCAGUUCUAGGUGUGUGUUUGAAACACAGGACGUCUCUUCCGCUCUCGAUGGUUCCUUCAAAUGAUAAGUUAGUCUGUAACCUAAUUAGCAAUUUCUCUUUUUAUUUUUUUCCAUAUAGAGCACUAUGUAAAUUUAGCAUAUCAAUAAUACAGGAUCUAUCAAACAGUAUGUAAAACUCUGUUGUUGUUGUUGUUGUUUUUUAGUACAAUGGUGCUAUUUUGUAGUUUGUCAUAUGAAAGAAUCUGGUCAAAACGGUAAAAGGUGAAAGCAAAGCCAAAAUGAAAGCCUGGAGCCUAAGAUGACAAAAUUAGGAAAGGAACUAAAAAAGAAAACAAAAAUCCAUCCUCUUGGGAGAUGCAAAGGCCUCCCAAGCUAUGCCUUCCAAGAGGAAUUUAAGAUAUGAAGCCCACUAAGACACAUGUACUCAGUGAGUCCAGAGAGGACGCUGUGGAGUGUGGGAAAAGCAAGAGGCUAGGGAUUUUUCGGAGUCCUGGUUUCUUUUUAAUCACUGAAGAAAUAAGUAGUUGCAACCUCUGCCACACAGACUCACACCUUGUGACCUUGGUCAAGUCACUCCAACUCUUGGUGCCUCAGUUUCCUCAUCUGCAAAAUGGGGGCAAUAUGUCAUCUACCUACCUCAAAGGGGUGGUAUGAAUAUUAAAAACGAGAGAUCUUCAGAUUUUUCCUCUGGGUUUCCAGGAGGGUGUAACACCAGAGCCCUUGAAUUGCUGGGAUACAAGGAAUGCUGGGACUAACCCAUUGACAAAGUAGCUCCGUGGAUUAUCCGCCCAUCACUGCGAGGCUACUAUGCUAUCCAAGUGCUGACUGGAGAAGCUGUCCAAUGACCUAGCGGAGAACUAACGACUCCAUCUCUCCAACACGAAAAAGUAAGAGACACUUGAUUUACAAUUUGAUUUUACUUCUGCCUUGAAUGUACGCAUAGAAAGAUAAGUAAAGACAGAAAAGGGGAGAAAGAGCAAGAUCUUGGCCAAUCAAAGAGUAUUCUACUUGUCCAUUCCCAUUCACCCUUCCAGGCACUUAGCAUCUCAGAAUAACUCUAGUAUUAUCAGUGAUAAUCUACUCAGUUUGAAAACCACAUUUUCCUUCCCUUUAGCAUAUAAAAACAGGCCCCAAUAUUCUUAAGCUUUGAAAUUAUAUCCAUUAAAAAAUCACGUUACUUUAGUGGACAUAGUCUUAUAUCCUUGAAUGUAUAUACACUUAUUUUAUUUAGUGAAAAUGUGCUGGCCAGACUGCUAAUUGAGAGGCAAAAUUUUUUCUUCUCAACCCCAGGGUUCUCCCUAGCAUUGCUUAGACGGAAGAACCCAGCUUCCUGCAAAUGUAUUGUAUGCAUUCAACUGGGCAUUGAUAACCCCCCACAAAAACCCUAGAAAGUGUUUCCUAUUUGUGGGGCAAGAUUGUCUCCUUCUUUAGAACAAAAAAAAUAUUCAAUGCUCAAAAACCCUAAAAAGUGUUUCCUAUUUGUGGGGCAAGAUUGUCUCCUUCUUUAGAACAAAAAAAAAAAAAUAUUCAAUGCUCAGAUAAUCUUAUUGUCUGUAGCCUUUUCCUCAUUUCCAGACUUCCUUAAUAUUCUUAUAAAAUGUUUAAGAAAAACAAACAAACAAACAAAAGACAUUUUUAGUUUUCCAUCUACUGGGUUGCCCCGAGAUCCUCUGAAUAAGUGCAGGAAGCGCUGUUCAGCAAAGCCCUCAGAAAGCUUGGCGUGCUGAACGUGCCCUACACACGACGGAGAGACGUCAAUGGAAUAGACCAGUUUCGCCAUCUUCCUGUUUCCCAAAGAUGUGGUGGGAAAAGUUGGACCCUCCCACGCCCACGGUAGCACUCCUGGCAUUAGCUCUUGUUUCCAGUGUGUUCCUUUUAAAAUUAGUGAUUCCCAGAAAACCUCAUAGGCAGUCUUCUACAGAUCUAUGGGCUUCCUGCCAUGGUUGGAUAUGGGGAUUCGGAGUGUCUGCUGCAGAUUUUGUUCGUUUCAUUCUAUACACAGUUGAAAAAUCUCUCAAUGAUGAAAACUUAGAUAUGCAAUCCUUUAUCCGAUACAUAAUUCUCUCCAACUCAAUCAGAAAUCAACUAAUAAGUUAAUUCUACUAACAUAUCAUUAUACUCUCAAACAGAUGAACUUAAAGAUAAAUGUAAGAUUAAUAAACUGUACGAUAAAUCUACAUAAACUCUGAAAGCCACCCGAUGAAGCAGAAUGAUUCAAGACUGUUAGGAAGAGACACUUGAGGUUUGACAACUCUAAACUUCCGUAGCUUUGCUACGAAGUUAAACUGCUUAGUGUCUAGACACGGGGCAACUUUAAGAGGUUCACAAAGGAACAAUAAAGAUAGGAAGGAAGGAGUUUUCAUUUGAUAGGCUUAUUCCUGAUUUAAUUAAAAAAGACUCAAUACUUAGUCAAAUUUUAGUCUUAUUCUCCAAAGAGUAUCAAUUGUUUGAACAUUGUAAGAUGAGCCAGUCCUACAGAAAAAAUGAGUGCUUCUUUCCAUUAUAGUCUGCUUUCCUAGGGUAAAAAAAUACAUUCUUAAUACCCACCCUAUAUGCAUGUACCCUACACACACGCGCCCACGUGUGCACGCGCACAUACACACACACAAAUACCUACUUAUCAUAAGAGACACCAAACGAAAUAAUAAGAAGAAAUCAUUCUCUUGAAAAUCUUAUUUUUAACAAAAGCAGCUCUGUCCCCUUGCAACUCCUUCCCCUUCUUGGACUGUUGAUGCGAAACAUGGAAAUGUCUGUGUAGACGAAACCAUCUCAUACCCCACGGCUCCAGGAUUUCUGUUAUUGGUUUGUGCACUUGGGAGGGUGUGCGGGAGAGAGCACGAGGCAGGUUUUGCUUUCCCAUUUAUUGUUUGGCCAGCUAUGCCAAUGUGGUGCUAUUGUUUCUUUAAGAAAGUACUUGACUAUAAAAAAAAUGAAAAAAGAAAAAAAGAAAGCAUAGACAUAUUUUUUUAAAGUAUGAAAACAACAAUCCUCUAGCUAGAUGACGUAAUAAGAUAGUGUUAGAUCUCGCCACCACCUUUCAACUCUGUGUUACUUAGAAGUAGAAUAUUGUUCACCAAGUUGUGAGUUUGGGGGUUCAGAGACAGAGGAUGGAAAGUGUUUAAAGUUAGAAGGCUCCAUUAUUUCACUGGCUCUGGAAAUCAACAAAAUUAGCAAUAUUUUACCCAGUCUGAAAUGUUGGUCAAGAGUGUGAAGUAAAAGUGGGAGGAGAAAAAGAACUCGAGGCAAAUGGCAGCAGAGGGUGACGUUCCCUCGUGCCUUUCUGUAGGUUGUUUGGGUUUCUUGUUUAGUUUUGGCCUUGAUUUUAGUUUGGUGUAUGUGUGUGUGUGCGUGCGCGCUCCCCUCAGAAACAAAUACUCAGAAAGCGGAGAAAAUAAAAACGGAGGUUUUAACAACAUAGACGUACCUAUUUGUAGAAACACCUUCUGCCAGGUCCUCUGGGGUGCACGCUGAUUCCUGGGUUUGUAGAGGAUGCUCUUCCGUCAGACAGCUCAAGAAGUGGCUGCUCUCCUUGAAGCAGCCGUGGCUCUUGCUGGGGAAGGUUAGAAACUAGUUCCUUGUGAGGUGGGAAUUAUCUACCGACAGAGAAAGAAAAGAACUCAUGAGAAAUUUUUUUGAAGAAGAUGGCUAACAGUCUGUGAAGAUUUUGUUCUGUUUUGUGUUUGGGUUUUGGUUUUCACUUUUUACAGUCUUUAUGAAUGGAAAUCUUACCGUUCAAAAGUGACUCCGUCUUUUUCCUAUUUCAGAGCAGAAUGGAAGGCAAUAAACUCACGUAGACUCUUGGUAGGCUAGCUCGAAAUGUACGGUUUGACUGAAGGCGUAAAUCACAAUCCCACACCAGCUUGGAAUUAUGAUUUAUAGAAUGGUUAUUUAUUUAAGGGGGCAAAACUUACAGAGCACCGUCCCUGACAACAGCCCUCUGCGCAAUCAGGAAGGGAGCCUAGUCGCCGGAAGUGCAGCCGGAAGCCUGAGAGAAAGAGCGCGCACGUGCCCACGCGAGCGCUGAGGGAAGAGACCGCUUUUUUAAAGGAGAGAAACCACGCCCCAAUGGGCUGGUAUCUCAGCGGCUAUUGGCUGGAGGAGCAGAGGUGUUCCCGCAACAUUUGACUUAUCGAAUCAGACUAUUUUAAGUGUCCCUUUCUAUUUUCGAUCACGGAAAGAUUAUCUUAAUGUAUUAGAAUAGGCCCUACUUGGCUCUUCUCCCGAGAAUGAGCAUUCGCGCUCAAAGCACAUGGCUUGUCCCAUGUUUUCAAAGAUGAAUGAUUAAUAUUAAGGAAUUAUUUACCUUAAAAUACAGUAGAAGUGUGAGUCUCUGUCCCCACUCCCCCACAAAGGCCAUGAAAUUCUGAAUCUGAGGGGGGAAAAAAAAACUAAGGGAAAUUUUUGUUGCUUGUUUUGUUUUCAAGGCUUAGCCCUGCAGUGUGUAUUAGCCUACUGCUAUUGUGAUAUUCCAUAAGACUUUCCUGUUAGGUAUUAGAAAUUGACAUAUAGAUACCGUCUUUGUGUGCUUCCCAUUUAAAAGAAAAGAGACAAGACUGUUUGAAGCUUAAGUGCAUAUGGUACAUGACACCAAUUUAAAUAACCACAUCUGAGACAAUCCUCCCUUAUCAUUUUAAGGAAAACUUCCCCAGAUAAGACAGAGGCCCAGGGGACUUUGGAAACUGUCUUUGUUCCUCCAAGUCCUGUUUCUUCUCCCUAGUGACUGCCUCAGAAUUUUACAUAGGCUGGCCAGCCAAAUCCAGCGAAAGGGCUGCCUUUCCAAACACAUUUCACAUGUUCCCUUCUCAUGGAUGAUUACGUUGAUUUCAAACAUAAUUUCUCUCUGUUUUUUUUUUAAUCUGUCACUGAGUUGGGUUUUUAAGGAGAGAAAAAAAUCAUUAACAAGAAUGAGAAAGAAGACAAAAAUCCAAAUGCCACUGCCCAGUUGAAAUAAGAGCUAAAAUGGAAAUACUUUCUCCUACCUGAAACCCAGGCUAAAUCACCUUCAGCGUGACCUUUCGCAGUCUUUAGAAUUGGCCUGUGUUUAAAUUGCCUGAGCCUAAAAGCAAGCGUUGUUCAUUUAUUUUCUUUGGUCCAAAAUGCACUGUGUAAAGUACGGCAAUGAGAGAAGAACUCUAAAAACGCCUUUCCGGGCGCCCUGGCUCCACUGCCCAGCUCUUCAGAGUCUCUUCUGCUCAUCUGCUGAUCUCGUUGUGUUUGAGUAUUUACCUUGUACCUACUGCAAAACACCCCGCAGGGGGACGCUGAAACCUCGAGCUGUCUCUUCACAACUCUUCUCUGUGUCUGUGUAUCAUGAAAAUGCUGGGUGUCAAAUUAUCCAGUUUCUGAACACCAUGCCGUCUAUAGUCAAUUUACGGGAAAGCUCCAGAUAUCAUAUCGUAUCAGAUCUCUGUUGGUUAAAGUGCUAAUGAGCUAUGAGAAUUUGGAUGACAUCAUGUAUUUUUGCUUCAUUUAUUCUUAUCACACUUAACAGCCGAUUGUGAUAAUUAACUUACAGGCAUUGAAUUAAUUUUCCUCCUGAAGCCGGAAAGUAAUAAUUGGUCGUUCAUUGUAUCUCUUUUAUUCAAAAACAUCUUCUAUCAAAUUAAUCCUGAUUGUGUUUGAAAUGAUUAUUACUCGAUUCAUUUAUGGCGAAACAAUAUCAGUCCUAAUGACUUCUAGACAUGUAACUAACUGACUCAUUAUCUUACAUUUACUGUUUAGCAAGCAUAUUUUGAAAAUGUAUGGCUAGAGUGUCAUAAUAAAAUGUUAUAUCUUUCUUUAGUAAUUACAUUAAAAUUAAUCAUGUUUGAUUAA